CAGACAAGUUCCUGUGAACAACCUGUGAACAAGGAACAACCUGUGAACCUUGUUCAUAUCCUGUGAAAAGAAGAAUUCUUGGGGCUACAUUUAGGUUCUUCUGCUAUAUGCCAUAUGUAGCUCUCUGUUAUACAUUUUAGUCCUAAAGAAAACUGAAGUCAAAGAAGCAAGGCAGGAAGCUACUUCAAUCGUGAAACCAACAAGAAGAAAAUAAGAGAUCACCAUGUCUGUAAUUGCAGCUUUCUAUGGUGGCAAGUCAAUACUCAUUACUGGAGCCACAGGUUUCAUGGGCAAAGUUCUAGUGGAAAAACUACUUCGAACCAGCCCAGACUUGAAAGUCAUUUAUAUCCUUGUGAGGCCCAAAGCUGGACAGUCUCUGCAGCAAAGGGUUUCUCAGAUGAUGAAUUGUAAGCUUUUUGAAAAGGCCAAAGAAAUUUGCCCAAAUAUCUUUGAGAAGAUCAGACCUAUUUAUUCAGAUCUCACAAAGCCGGAUUUGGGCAUCAGCAAAGAAGAUUUAGAGGAGCUCCUGACCCAUACCAAUAUUAUCUUCCACUGUGCAGCAACAGUUCGCUUUGAUGAUCCACUAAGACAUGCUUUGCAACUCAACGUCAUUGCCACCCAGCAGCUUUUGUUCAUGGCCAGCCAGAUGUCAAAGCUUGAAGUCUUCAUUCAUUUCUCCACUGCCUAUUCCAACUGUAACUUGAAGCACAUUGAUGAAGUUAUCUACCCAUGUUCUGUGGAACCCAAGAAAUUGAUUGAUUCAGUAGAGUGGUUAGAUGAUUCAAUCAUUGAAGAAAUCACCCCUAAGUUGAUCGAGAAUCGACCCAACACUUAUACAUAUACUAAGGCCUUGGGAGAGAUGGUGGUGCAUCAAGAACGUGGGAACCUAAAUGUUGCUAUCAUAAGACCAUCCAUCGUUGGAGCUAGCUGGCAGGAACCUUUUCCAGGUUGGGUUGAUAACUUAAAUGGACCAAGUGGACUCAUUAUUGCGGCUGGGAAAGGGUUUCUACGUUCACUAAAGGCCACUCCAAAAGCUGUGGCAGAUGUAGUCCCAGUGGAUUUAGUCAUUAACCUCACUCUGGCUGUAGGGUGGCACACUGCAGUUCACAGACCAAAAUCCAUUUUAAUCUAUCACUGCACAAGUGGAAGUCUUAAUCCUUGCUUGUGGACAGACCUAGGAUUUCAAGUCUUAGCCACUUUUGAAAAAGCUCCCCUUGAGAAAGCAUUUAGAAGGCCAAAUGCUGACUUCACAACCAACAACUUCUCAACUUAUCUUUGGAAUACUAUUAGUCACAUGGCUCCAGCAGUGAUGUAUGACUUUUAUCUUCGCCUCACAGGAAGAAAGCCCAGAAUGGCAAAACUGAUGAAUCGCAUGUUGAAAACUAUUUCCAUGUUGGACUAUUUCAUCAAUCGCAGUUGGGAAUGGAGUACAUGCAAUACAGAAAUGUUAAUGUCUCAGCUAAAUAAUGAGGACCAGAAAUUAUUCAACUUUGAUGUGCGCCAUUUGAAUUGGUUGGAGUACACUGAAAACUAUUGCUUGGGAAUUAAGAAAUACCUACUGAAAGAAGAUAUGGCUGGGAUUCCUGCAGCAAAGAGACAUUUACGAAUGCUCAGAAACAUUCACUACCUCUUUAACACAGUCCUUUUCCUCAUCAUCUGGCGCUUUUUCAUUGCAAGAUCUCAGAUGGCUCGGAAUGUCUGGUACUUCGUGGUGAGCCUCUGCUAUAAAUUCCUUUCCUACUUCAGGGCAUCCAGCACCUUCAGGCACUGAGAACAAUCAAAAUUUAUCCAUCUUCUGUUGAGCUCGUUGAACACAACAAACUGUGGCUAUCAAGCAUUAGAAACCAUGCAGGAACUUGUCCUUUUACCUGUUACAGAGCAUAUGUGUAGUCUUGUAUUCAUCUUAAUUCCUAACUGUAUUUUCUUGAUUGAUACAUUGUGUUUUUAUCUUCCAGAGGAUGCCUAAUGAAAUAAAACCUCACUGCAAUCCCUUAAGCCAUAAAUCAUAAAUUUUGCUGAAAAAAAAAUGAUCCUAGAAUAAUUUCCCAAUAUUGUAUUUCAACAUUUAUAUAUGUGUGGAAUAAUAUAACUUCUUUCUCCCUUCUAACUUUAAUUUUUUUUUCUGUACAAUAUUUUGGUGUCAAUUUUAAAAGCACAAAAUAUAUUAAGAAAUAAGAGCUAAAAAUGUGAAUUUUUAAGAACAAGAUUACACUGUGAUUGUAGCACCCUUCUGGGGAUUAAAUUUUAAAAUUAAAAAUUAAAAUUGGCAGAAGAAAACAUAUUUUCAACUCACUAAUAAGUGAUAUAAGAGAAACUGCUAACCUUUUAACUUUUUACCAUGUCCUCUCAAUGUAACCAAUAUUUUCAAAUCCCUGUGGAAAAGAGUUUUCAAAUUAAGAAAUUAACAUUACUAAGAAAAAAAAAUACAAACUGUUCAUAAUACAUCUUUGCAAUUAGAAUAGGGAUUUUAACCAAGACUUUGACUUUAUGUAAUUUGGAAUUAUAAACUAGUGUUCAAAUUUCUUUUAAUUACUAUUCCUCUAGCAGUUUUAUUACUUUCUUCAAAAGCUCAUUUUCCCUACCCUCUCCUAUUAUUAUGCUACCUAUAACUACUUUCUUUAUAAAUUCUCUAUAUUUAAGCCCUGUUCAGUUGUUACUUCAAUGAGGGCAAAUGGUGGAGGUAGUUUUCAAAAAUAUAUCUAAAAACAUUUCCCAACUGAAAAUUAUGAAAUAUUAUAAAAGUAUUAAGUAAAGCAGGAUUUGAAACCAAGUAUUUAGUCAUAAUUCCUAGACAAGGGAAAAGAGUAGAGGGAGCAGGCACUUUUUCCACAUCUGUUGAUUCAAAAUACUGUUCUAUUUAUGAGUAACCUGAUAGGUCUAGCUGACUCAGUGUUAGGUGUGCUAUGUGUACAGAGGAAAAAGUUAAAUCUUCAGUAAUAAAGGUCACUAAGCCACCUUUUGGGUAUACUGAGGGUUUUUUUAAGUUUAUUGUGUUUUUAGGAUACAAUGGGGACAAGCUAAUUUGAUCAGAUUAAUAAUAUCGAAACAAUUAAAAUCAUUUUUCAAAAUGCUGCUUUGAGAACAUUUGCUUUUCUGUCCUAAUAAACAGUACUUGCUAGAUUAUAUUAAGCCACUCACUCCAAAAAUACUGACUAAUCAUAGAUCAUAAAUCAUAGUUGAACAAGAAGGAACCUUAAGAGUUAUCUUGUCCUAUCCUCCCAUUCAAAGAUGAGAAAACUGAGGUCCAGAUAGAGUAAAUGACUUGCCUAUUAAAUGUCAAAUUUGAAAUUCAUGCCAAAGUCCUUUGACUCUGAAUGCUCUAUGGGGUAAGGAUAAAUGAAUAAAAUAAUUUAUUAAGGGCUAACUAUAUACAAAGUCCUGUUCUAAACACCAGGGAUACAAACAAAAAAAGACCAUUCCUUGUUCUCAAGGAGCUUACAUUCGCUAGGGGAGACAAUACAUGCAGAGAUUUCUAAUGCAAGUCAGAUAGAAAUGUCUCAUUGACCUGAGGAUACAGUAGCAAAGCAGGUUUCUUUAAUGAAGAAAAAUUAUUCCACUGAAAAAAAUUAUUCCAGUUUCUAGAUGUUGAAUUCAUUUGGUAGUGCUAAGGACUUUGGUGGCAAGAACUUUCUUUUCAACAACUAGAAAAGCAAAAGUAACAAUGCCAAUAGCUAAAUAACAGUAAUGAGUAAAAUAUAUUAAUAAAAACAGCUUGUUUAUAUUCCAAUAAUAAAAAUAUGCAGGCCCCAAGAAGUAGCAUGACAUAAUAGCCUAUUUCAGACUAGCUAGGUUCAACACUCACCUCUUAAUCAUGACCCUGCUUGAGUUUUUCGGGUACUUACUAGCUACAAAAAUACAAAAUACAAACUAGAGAUAUGAAAGAUUUUUAAAAAUCAAAAUAUUUUACUGUGAUGGGGACAAAAAUUUUAAGAAAUUACUGGCUAUGCCUUUUGAUUACUAUGUUCUGCAAUUUCAAUAACCUCAACAAUGAAUCACAUUUUUACUUUUUUGAUUAAGAAAAAAUUGAAUAAAAAUGAGCAUUUCCUUCCUUA
Antechinus flavipes (yellow-footed antechinus) is the source of this 4052-nucleotide messenger RNA. It is a transcript of the gene FAR2, whose product is annotated as fatty acyl-CoA reductase 2. Gene Ontology annotation, biological process: long-chain fatty-acyl-CoA metabolic process. The record is from RefSeq and is a predicted model, not a curated record. NCBI's taxonomy places the organism in Eukaryota, Metazoa, Chordata, Mammalia, Dasyuromorphia, Dasyuridae. Gene Ontology annotation, cellular component: peroxisome. Gene Ontology annotation, molecular function: alcohol-forming very long-chain fatty acyl-CoA reductase (NADP+) activity. The coding region runs from base 224 to 1771 and encodes 515 amino acids. The transcript has 12 exons.